AUGCCACCGAAGAAGCAAAGCAAAAAAUCCUCAGCUAAGCCCAAGGGUCGAUCCAAAUCCAAGGCAAAGGCAAGACCGAAGUCAGCCCCACAAAGUCUUCCAUUCUCAGCCCUUCCAAUCGACAUCACCUUUCCCAUAUUCUCCUACAUCGAUGAUCGACACACUCGACAAGACUUCUACAACUACAUUCAGGUUUCUAGACAAUUCUACACUCGAUUCGUCCCUUCCCUGUAUCAACGAUUAGAACUGGAACACCGCAAUGUCAACAGGAUCUUUAGAGGGAUAAAUUUGGACACUGGAGCUGUAAAACAAUCGACUAGACACAAGAGUAACUCAGAUUCUGCAUUCGACUCUGAAGUGUCUGAAGGUAGUGAAGAAGAGAACAACGGUCGACCGGAAGAUGAAGAAGGUGGUAGUACCUCUAAGUUGAUUGGCAAAGAAGGAGAAUGGAAUUCCGGAUUAAGCCCUCAAGAUGAACACGAUCGAAAGGUUUCCCAUCUCCAACAUGUCAAAUCCCUCAUCAUCACCGAUUGGACCGCAGCCAGUACUGUCGCUGCUGUUCUCAAGGACUCGGAAGGGAACCUUAACCAUGAUCCACCCUUCUCUCAACUCGAUUCUUUGGCAUUGGGUCAUAGCUUCCUGCGUUCCAACGAAUUUUAUCCCGAUUGUGCCUGCGACACUGAGCCGGUACCCACCAGAGUGACCAAGCAGCUCGCUACCCUUCGUCCCAAACAUGUCUGUGCAGAUUGGUCAGCUUCAGUAAAGUAUCAUCUCGAGGAAGAUGGGUUCGACACUUAUGUGAAACAUGUCAUCGGCCAAUACAACCUCGAAUCGUUCACCUGGCACAAUAUAUCUUCAGGAACCUUGUUUCCUUGGUGUCCAGCUGGAGUCUUGACUUUCCGAGCGUUUGCUAAGGACUGCGGCGGAUGGAAUGCAGAGGAACAAGAAUACGACGAAUGCGAAUGUCGAUGGACACUGCGACAAGCAUCACAGUACUGCUUGGAGAAGAAGAAAUCAAACAUCCACAUGGAGAUUAUCAACCUCGACUGUUUAGGCGAAAUCGUUCCCGCAUAUAUCGAUCACAGCGGAAAGGUUCCAAGAAUCGAACAUGCACAGAAGGGCGAAGUUGUUGUGGACCCCUCGAGAUCAUAUAUCAAGGUGACAAUGAAAGCCCAAGCGGAACCUUGCGUCUGUUGUGGUAUGAAAUGA
Messenger RNA from Kwoniella mangroviensis CBS 8507, 1209 nucleotides. RefSeq lists its product as uncharacterized. The record is from RefSeq and is a predicted model, not a curated record. Bases 1 to 1209 code for a protein of 402 amino acids. NCBI's taxonomy places the organism in Eukaryota, Fungi, Basidiomycota, Tremellomycetes, Tremellales, Cryptococcaceae. The transcript has a single exon.